Molecule: messenger RNA, 7191 nt
Organism: Pelobates fuscus (common spadefoot toad)
Lineage: Eukaryota; Metazoa; Chordata; Amphibia; Anura; Pelobatidae
Gene: MED12L
Product: mediator complex subunit 12L
Exons: 45
Coding region: 349-6843 (2164 amino acids)
Biological process (GO): regulation of transcription by RNA polymerase II
Cellular component (GO): mediator complex
Molecular function (GO): transcription coregulator activity; beta-catenin binding
Source: RefSeq, a predicted model, not a curated record
GUGUGCUGAAACGUCAGCCUGUGUGUGCAUCUGGAGGAACAAGUGCAUAGUGGAGGCUUCAUCUCCCGGCCAAGAGCACACCGGCACUGCAGCACUCCCAGCAUCCCACCCCAGCCAGCCUGCCUGCAGCACACACCCUGCCCACUCACCUCCACACUGCCCACCCAGAGCCCCCCAGGAUCUGACAGCAAGGAUGCUCUGAAAAAGGAUGGGAGAUAGCCUGGAGUGUCAGCAUCCCUGGCUCCUGGCAUAUUGCUGCUAAAGCCAACAGUUCUGCUGCCCACUGAGACAAGCAACUAGUGACAGAAUUCAUCACAUUCACUUUACAGUAGACUAUCAUGAAAAAUAAUGGCUGCCUUGGGUCUUCUUAGUUACGAACAGAGACCUCUCAAACGACCACGACUUGGACCACCAGAUGUUUACCCCCAGGAUCCCAAGCAGAAAGAGGAUGAACUAACUGCCGUGAAUGUAAAACAAGGAUUCAAUAACCAACCAGCUUUCUCCGGAGAUGAACAUGGAUCAGCUAGAAAUAUUGUCAUUAACCCAUCUAAGAUUGGAGCAUAUUUUAGUAGCAUUUUAGCUGAAAAGCUAAAACUCAACACUUUCCAGGACACGGGAAAGAAAAAGCCACAGAUUAAUGCCAAAGACAACUACUGGUUGGUGACAGCUCGUUCACAAGGAGCUAUUCAUAGCUGGUUCUCUGACCUAGCAGGAAACAAGCAACUGUCUCUUUUAGCCAAAAAGGUACCAAUACUCAGUAAAAAAGAAGAUGUUUUUGGCUACCUGGCCAAAUACUCAGUGCCAUUACUGCGAGCAACAUGGCUGGUUAAGAUGACAUGUGCCUAUUAUGCUGCCAUUUCCGAAGCAAAGAUUAAAAAACGCCAAUCAAUGGAUCCUAACAUGGAAUGGACGCAGAUUCUUACAAGGUAUCUGCGAGAGCAACUGGGGAAGAUUGCUGAAUUUUAUCAUACAAGCUCCAGCCAGUGCAACAGUUCAGUAGUGGUAACACAGGAAGUGGAACAAGCAUUGAAGCACUGGGAAUACAAUGAAAAGCUUGCGUUUUAUAUGUUUCAGGAAGGAUUGUUAGAAAGACAUGAAUACUUGACAUGGAUGUUGGAUGUUUUAGAAAAGGUUCGCCCACUAGAUGAUGAGCUUUUGAAAAUAUUAUUACCCCUUGUUCUACAGCAUUCAGAAGAGUUUGUACAAUCAGCCUAUUUGUCACGACGCCUUGCUUACUUCUGCUCCAAACGCCUUUCUGCCCUGCUCAGCGAUUGUGCCAAUCCUGUUGCAGCACACCCACCUCUGAUGAUGAUGGGAACCAACAACCCAGCUUUAUCUGCUCAAAGUCCAAGUGCAUCAGGUCCUGUGGUCAACUCUGUCCACCUGCCAUGCGCCGAUUUUCAUUCGUGUCCCCAACAUCGUCCACUAGUAUAUGGUCUUAGCUGCAUGUUACAGACUAUUACCCUCUGCUGUCCAAGUGCCUUGGUGUGGAAUUAUUCCACAAAUGAAAGUAAAAACACAAAUCCAGGUUCUCCUCUGGAUCUUCUUCAGAUUGCCCCAUCUUCCUUACCUAUGCCAGGAGGAAGCUCGCUCUUUAACCAGCAGGUUCGGGCAAAAAUUUAUGAAGUGGAGCAACAAAUCAAACAAAGAGGUCGAGCUGUAGAAGUGCGGUGGUCAUUUGACAAGUGCCAAGAAUCCGCUGCAGGUGUCACAAUAAGCAGAGUUUUGCACACGCUGGAUGUCUUAGAUCGACAUUGCUUCGAUAGAUCAGAUUCCAGUAACUCAUUAGAAACGUUGUAUCAUAAGAUAUUUUGCCCAAAUCAAAAUAAGGAUAGCCAGGAGGUGCCUACCAGUGAUGAAGCAGUGGUCACGUUACUGUGUGAGUGGGCCGUAAGCUGUAAGCGUUCUGGAAAACACAGAGCUAUGGUAGUGGCCAAACUUUUAGAGAAGAGGCAGAUGGAAAUUGAGGCUGAGAGAUGUGGUGAAUCGGAGGUUUCGGAUGAGAAGGAAUCUAUUUCAUCUGCUUCUCUUGCUGGAUCCAGCCUUCCUAUUUUUCAAAAUGUUCUCCUUAGAUUUCUGGAUUCCCAAGCACCAUCUUUGAGUGAUCCAAACAACAGUUAUGAAAAGACAGAGUUUGUUAAUUUGGUGUUAUUGUUCUGUGAAUUUAUCCGACAUGAUAUAUUUUCACAUGAUGCUUACAUGUGCACUUUAAUAUCACGAGGAGAUCUGUGUGCUGCUGCGGCCAAUCAUAGACUUCGUUCACCUAUUGGGGACCAAAUUGAUGAACACUACUCUAAAGAGCUCACUGGAAAACUUGAGGAACAUGUUUUGGGGGACCAUAUGGAAAUUGACUCAGGCACAGCCAACCUUUUUGAUGAUGUGGAGAAACAUGACUUCAAGACAGACUUUGGCUCGGAAUUUCCUAUCUUUUCUCCCGUACACGGAGACUGCCACAAUUACGACCCUCCUUCCCUCAAUGGCAGAAUGUCUGGCAGUAGUGAGAAAUCGGUGAAAAAAGACAUGCAGAGAGAGAUCAUUUUUCCAUCCAAUUACGAACUUCUGCGGCAUUUACAAUAUGCAACUCAUUUCCCCAUUCCUCUGGAAGAGUCUUCCAGUCAUGAAUGUAACCAGAGAAUGAUUCUGCUGUAUGGGGUCGGCAGAGUGAGAGAUGAAGCAAGGCAUCAACUACGAAAAAUUACCAAAGACCUCCUGGGGAUAUUGAACAAAUCAAGCACUAGUGAAUCUGAUGCUGGUGAUGAUGGGCAGAAGACAAGAAAAGGAAAACAGGAGUCAUUCCCAUCCCUGGAAAACAUGUUCAUGAGGCUGCAACAGCUUUCAUAUUUCGAUCAGCAUCAUGUCACCUCCCAGAUAUCUGGUAACAUUCUGGAACAAAUUGCGAGCUUUGCAUCAGGAACUUCUUACCACCUUCCUUUGGCUCACCACGUCCAACUUAUUUUUGAUCUCAUGGAACCUGCUCUGAACAUCAAUGGGCUUAUUGAUUUUGCAAUACAGCUGCUAAAUGAACUUGGCGUUGUUGAAGCAGAAUUGCUGUUGAAGUCGUCCAGCCUUGCAGGAAGUUACACAACACGGCUGUGUCUGUACAUUGUUGCAGUUCUCCGGCGUUACCAUGCCUGCCUUAUAUUAAAUCCCGAACAGACUGCACAAGUUUUUGAAGGGUUAUGUGGUGUGGUGAAGCAUGUAGUUAAUCCAUCAGACUGUUCCUCCCCAGAGCGAUGUAUCCUAGCAUACCUCUAUGAUCUCUACGUGUCAUGUAGUCAUCUCCGAAGCAAGUUUGGAGAUCUCUUCAGUAGUGCAUGUUCGAAGGUGAAACAGACUAUUUACAGCAAUGUACAACCGUCCAACUCUAAUGUGUUAUGGGACCCAGAAUUUAUGUCAGAUUUUAUUGAAAACCCAUCUGCUCACAAUGUCAAUCAUUCCAUGCUUGGAAAGAUCCUAAGUGAAAACGCUGCUAAUCGAUAUAGCUUUGUAUGUAAUGUCCUUAUGAACGUCUGUAUGGGACACCAAGAUGCUGAAAGGAUCAAUGAUAUAUCGAAUCUCUGUGCAGAACUGAACGCCUGCUGUGUAGUGCUCAGCUCAGAGUGGCUGGGGGUUUUGAAGGCUCUCUGCUGUUCCUCCAAUCACGUGUGGGGAUUUAAUGAUUUACUCUGCAGCGUGGAUGUUAGUGACCUCUCAUUUCAUGACUCGCUGGCCACCUUUAUUGCAAUUCUAAUAGCACGACAAUGCUUUUCUCUGGAAGAUGUGGUGCAGCAUGUCGCCCUUCCAUCUCUUCUUGCAGCAGCUUGUGGUGAUCCCGAUGCCGAACCUGGGGCUAGGAUGACAUGUCGCCUCCUUCUUCAUUUCUUAAAAACACCUCAAGCCUCUCCAUUUCUUCCAGUGAAUGGGAAGUCAAACCCUGGAAUAUGUUCUUCCUGUGAUCGCCACCUAUUGGCAGCAGCUCAUAACAGCAUUGAAGUAGGAGCAGUGUUUGCUGUCCUAAAAGCUAUAUUGAUGUUAGGUGAUGCUGAAAUCGGCAGCAACAAUGUGAGGUGUUCUAAAUCAGACAAAGUCAGUGUGAACAAUUUAUUGGAAGAUCCAACUUGUGAUGAACUCUUAGGUGUGCAGAAAACACUGAAAUCCUCUGAAAAACCCGUUGUCAUAGAAACAGCCAGUUUAAGUGAAUAUGCUAGAUAUGUUUUGAGAACCAUUUGCCAACAGGAGUGGGUUGGAGAUCACUGUCUGAAGGAACCAGAGAGAUUGUGUACUGAUAAAGAUCUUAUUCUGGAUCCUGUUCUUUCAAACAGACAAGCCCGCAAACUGCUUCAGCUGAUUUGUUAUCCUCACGGAGUUAAAGAAUGUAUAGAAGGAGACAAUAUACAGAGACUUCAUAUUAAGCACAUCCUGCAGAAUCUCGAUCAGUGGACUCUGAGACAGUCAUGGCUGGAGCUUCAGUUGAUGUUGAAGCAAUGCAUGAAGGAACCUGGUUCCAACUCUGUGGCUGAGAUGAACACCCUUUUGGAUAACAUAGCCAAAGCAACUAUUGAAGUUUUUCAACAAUCCGCAGAACUGAACAGUGCCUCGAAUAACUCUGGGAUUAGUCUAUUCAAUGCAAACUGCGCUGGCCAUGCUGAAACUAACAAUACAAGACAGACAAUAAAAUCUGCAUUCUUAAGCUCUUCGGAACGUAGAGGUGUCUGGCUUGUUGCCCCUCUCAUUGCUAAACUACCUACCUCUGUUCAAGGAAGGGUGUUAAAGGCAGCAGGAGAGGAACUGGAAAAAGGACAACAUUUAGGGUCAUCUUCAAAAAAAGAAAGGGAUAGACAAAAACAGAAAAGCAUGUCUCUUUUGAGUCAGCAUCCUUUCCUGUCUUUGGUUCUCACCUGCCUGAAAGGACAGGAUGAACAGCGAGAGGGCCUCCUAACAUCUCUGCAAAAUCAAAUAAACCAGAUUUUGAGCAACUGGAGAGAGGAGAAAUAUCAGGAUGAUGUGAAAGCCAGACAGAUGAUGCAUGAGGCUUUACAACUCCGGCUAAACUUGGUCGGUGGUAUGUUUGACACAGUUCAGAGAAGCACGCAGUGGACUGCUGAUUGGGCUGUUGUACUUCUUCAGAUAAUAACAUCUGGCACAGUUGACAUGCAAACAAAUAACGAAUUAUUCACAACUGUUCUGGAUAUGUUGGGAGUCUUAAUAAAUGGAACACUGGUGUCUGACCUCGCUAGUGUGUCUCAAGGAGGUUCUGAGGAGAAUAAAAGAGCUUAUAUGAAUUUAGUGAAGAAAUUAAAGAAAGAACUUGGUGACAAACGAUCAGAGAGCAUUGAUAAAGUCCGACAGCUGCUUCCUUUGCCGAAAGAGACCUGUGAUGUUAUCACUUGUGAACCAAUGGGAUCCUUAAUUGACACGAAAGGCAAUAAGAUUGCUGGCUUUGAUUCUAUUGAUAAAAAGCAGGGUCUCCAGGUGUCAACUAAACAGAAGGUCUCCCCUUGGGAUUUGUUUGAAGGUCACAAAAACCCUGCGCCUCUCUCUUGGGCCUGGUUUGGAACAGUUCGUGUGGAUAGAAAAGCAAUAAAAUAUGAAGAGCAGCAUCAUCUCCUUCUGUACCACACACAUCCAAAACCAAAGCCCCCGAGUUAUUACCUCGAACCUUUGCCUCUUCCACCAGAAGACGAAGAAGAUGAAGAUGAACCCACGACACCAGUCUCUCAGGAGGCAGAGGGGAAGUCAGUGGAUUUGGCAGAUCAAGGGAAGACAGUGACAGAUGAAGAAAAGAAAGCAAAAGGAAGAAAGCGAAAGACAAAGACCAACCCGCGAACAGAUGAAUAUCCACAAAGUACUAUUUACAGGGUGCCUCCCAAUUUUUCCCCUUUGCCCUCGCAAUUGAUGCACCAUGCCCCAACCACUACAUGGAGUUACAAUAUCAUGGGACAGCAACAGCCGCCGAACUUCUACCUGCAGGCCCAGGCCCUGCCAUCAGGCACUUCCAGACUAGAUUCUACAGGAUCUUAUGUUCCCACAAACACAAAGCAAGCUCUGACAAACAUGUUACAGAGACGUUCUGGCACAAUAAUGCAGCCCCCCGCUAUUCAUUCUAUAACUCCUCAACAGCACUUGCUGCAACUGAAGCUUCUCCAGCAACAACAGCAGCAGAGGCUCCUCAGGCAACAUGUUCAAGCAAGAACGUUGCAUCAGGGUCAAGCGCUUGAACAGGCUGCUUUAUUUUCGCAACAAAUCCGUCCUUCAUCCCAGCCUUAUCCAGGGAUACAGCAAGCACAGCCUAUUCCUCAUGGGUAUACAAUGUACAGUACUCAGGUUCCAAUUCAGCAACAUCAAGGUGGGAGUGUACUCCUUUCACCAAACUACAACCCUAGAACCAAUCAACCAGCUCAUCCCAACUCUGCCCUAAUAGAAAGGCUGCGACAGAUGCAGCAACAGCCAAGUGGCUACAUUCAGCAGCAGGGAGCUACCUUCAUACAACCCUUGGCAAGUAACCAACGAUUUACUCAACAGCCCUUGCAGCAGAAUCCUUUGAUUGGAGGAGGACUUGAGCAAGGGACCAUCCAAGUUCCUCUCUCUAACCUUAGUUCAGUGCAGUUGCCUCAGGAGCACAUGAGACAGAGACCCCAGCAAAUUCGACAACAGAACCUUGCACAGCUUCAGGCGCAACAGAGUCAGCAAGCACUUGGUCUUCAAACAAUGCAAGCGCAGCAGCCAAUGUUCCCAAGACAAGGUUUACAGCAGACUCAACAGCAGCAACAAACCGCAGCCUUAGUCAGACAGCUUCAAAAACAACUUUCUAGUAACCAGCCACAACAAACUGUAAAUUUGUACGGCGAUCCUUCACAUUUCUGAACUUGUGGAGGGACACUGGGAUAUUUCCCGCAUUGCAAUGACAAUUUUUGUCUGUUUCUGUAAAGCCAGUUAAUUAUUUUACUUAUUCUUCUGCGUAUGUGGUAAUGUAACAAGAAUCUCCAUUUGGUAUGUGGUCAUGUUUUGCUUACCGUGGACCUAAUGGUAAACGGGUCUCUGUUUAAUAUUUUAUAUUGUGACUUUUGCUGCUGAUAAGAAAGUGUGACUAAUUAUAAAGAUAUAUUGGACCAAAUCACUAAAGUGUACGAUACUCUGGUUUGAACUCCAAGUAGGCUUAUUUAAAAUGUUUAUAUUGCUAGAAAGUAAAACUUUUUUUUUCUACUCCUAGCU